AUGGGUCAAGCUAAAAGCAAAGAGAACCGAGUCUUAUCACGUAAAACGCAUUUCUCCCCGAAAGAGAUUCGGCAUCUCCGGCAUAAUUUGGAAACCUCGACAUCACGACGAUCGGACCACAGCAGCAUUACUGAAGAUGUCUUUCGAGAGACUGUCAGAAAAUGCGUCCCAUCCGUAUCACCCAAUGAUGACAUGUUUUUGAAUCGUCUCUAUGCUGCCUUUGAUAAAGAUAACGACAAAAUGAUUGAUUUCCGUGAAUUUGUCAAUGGGCUUAGCGUAUUCAUGAAAGGGACACCAGAUGAAAAGCUUGUAUUAUCGUUCAAGUUGUACGAUGUGGAUCAUGAUGGCUAUCUUACUAAACCGGAGCUGGAGCGAGUGAUGCUGCAAUUGUCACGCACAUUCUCUGAUGAUGAAGAUCAAACAAGUGAGAUUAAGGAUAUGAUUGCACGGAUGUUUGAUGACCUGGAUGUGGACAAUGAUGGCAAAUUGUCAUUUGAGGAGUACAAGCUGUCGGCUAUGAAAGAACCCUUAAUUGUCGACUUUUUGGAACAAUUCUUGGCAGAACAUCACCUUUCAACUUAUCCACGUAUUCCUUCUUCGCGCUCUGGUUCAAUACGCUCAUUCAGAUCAAGUCGUUCCAAUACGCCUAAACCACCAGGUUCGCCAUCUUCAUUGACUGCUGCUGCUGCUGUAGCUGGAAGCCGCAGGUUAUCGAUACGACUGUCACAAGCCGAGCUUCUUGAUUACAGCAAUUAUCAUCAUCAGCAUCGUUUUAGUAGCGUACCUACAACACCAACAUCUUCAAGUCAUAGUAUCAAAUCACAAGCGAUGGGAUUGCCACCUAGCCCUGUUCGCAGUACAAGCCCUGUGGACAAUCAUGAUGAUUUUGACAAGUCCCGACGUUACCAACCCGUUUCACCUGUCAGCAUUGCAGCUGCAACGACCCCAUCCAACCCGCAAUCUUGA
Messenger RNA from Lichtheimia ornata, 966 nucleotides. RefSeq lists its product as uncharacterized. The transcript is spliced from 8 exons. Bases 1 to 966 code for a protein of 321 amino acids. NCBI's taxonomy places the organism in Eukaryota, Fungi, Mucoromycota, Mucoromycetes, Mucorales, Lichtheimiaceae. Gene Ontology annotation, molecular function: kinase binding; calcium ion binding. The record is from RefSeq and is a predicted model, not a curated record. Gene Ontology annotation, biological process: calcium-mediated signaling.